Messenger RNA from Baudoinia panamericana UAMH 10762, 1179 nucleotides. RefSeq lists its product as uncharacterized. The transcript has 2 exons. Lineage: Eukaryota; Fungi; Ascomycota; Dothideomycetes; Mycosphaerellales; Teratosphaeriaceae. The record is from RefSeq and is a predicted model, not a curated record. The coding region runs from base 415 to 1071 and encodes 218 amino acids.
AUAGCAGCUACUGCAAGCGCCAGCACUGGUCGUGUUUCAAGAUGCCAUCGGCUUUUCGGCUCGCCGAGGCAGCCCUUUACCUGCCACUCUCCAGCCACGCGCCCGACGACUCGAACCAUGCACACGUUGUGUGUGCGUCACGUCUUUGCUGCCACUCUCUUGCUUGUGCAUACACUCCUCCACGUCGCUCGUUCUAACGAUAUUGUUGCCAUUGACUACUCUUUCGCUGCUGCCAACAUCACUAUGACCACUUGAAGGCAGUACGAACACCCUCACGGCCCGAUCCGCGACAACACAGCGACCAACCUUAAGCACCACAACCGGACGAUCAGUCGGGAUAAUCAAGACGAGACGAGACGAGACGAACAGUGAAAGGCGACCCGGAUACGGCACCCACCCGCCCAAACAGGCGCAAUGCCUGCGCUUCCGCAAAUCCAACGGCAUGCAGCAGACUCCCGCAUCCUCGACUCGCGACAACUACUCAGCUCCGCCGCGCAAUCCCUCUCUUCAGCGACGACCGCGAGUUUUCACAAACUAGCACGAUCGAUAAUCCUACCCCGACAAAGCGGCGGCCUCCCCGCCAUCCCCCAAUACUACCAGUACUCCGGCCCCAGCCCCGGCGCCGUGGUGGGCAUCGUCCUCGGCUCCGUCGCCGGCUUCCUCCUCCUCAUGUGGCUCUUCUGGAGUCUCAGCCAAGGCAACACCUUCCUCACCUCCAACCGUUAUGAGGAAGAAGACGUCGUCGUGCGGCGGCGCUCGCGCAGUCCACGUAGUCACCGCAGUCGACGCACGGAGAUGUCGAGUCGCUCCCCUCCCGCGAGACGGGAACGCGUGAUCCGGACGGAGCGGAUUGUGCGUGACAUUCCCCCUCCGAGGGAACCUAGUCGGAUAAGGGAGACGGUGAUUGUGGAGGAUUUGCCGCCGAGGAUGGAGAGGAGGGUGGAUGGGGAUGAUAUUGUCGAGGUGAUUGAGGAGCAUUCUUCCCUUGGGGGUGGUGGGGCGCCGCCGCCGAGGAGGAAGACAAGGAGGAGCGGGGGUGGUUAUCGGCGCGGCGAGUUCUCGGAUCUCUGAUUUAUGGCUGGCGUGCGGUUGCUGUACAGUACACGCAUUACGUAAGCGGAGGCGUUAGGGCAAUGGUAUCGCAUCGGCAAAACGGUGGCUCAGUCGCAGAUGCUUGGU